Messenger RNA from Electrophorus electricus (electric eel), 2029 nucleotides. RefSeq names its product GP1 homolog, RAB6A GEF complex partner 1 (gene rgp1). The record is from RefSeq and is a predicted model, not a curated record. NCBI's taxonomy places the organism in Eukaryota, Metazoa, Chordata, Actinopteri, Gymnotiformes, Gymnotidae.
AGAUAAGUACACGAUGUUUUUUGUUAUUGAAAGUAAAGUUGAGCUUUACCCCAUCGUUUGGUGUCGACUUUUAUUACGUCACAUCUGCCACGGCGGUGACUCUGGUGGCCAACCAAAACGGGUAGAGUUUAUACAAUUUUAAAUGUAUUUCCAUAUAUAUAUAUAUGGAUGAAAUAGUAUAGAUAGACAGUUCUAAACGUGUGCACAAGUGGAGUUUAGUGAUGUAUUUGGCUAUUGAAGAUUUGCCGAUCAACCCGAUUAGUUAAUCCAGAAAAACGUUAUACUUGGACACCUCAUUACUCCCUCGACUUGUUUUGUUUUUGAGACGCUGGAGCGUCUCCAGUUGUUACUUCUAACCAUUUGUUUAUUUUAAUAUUCGUUUAUUUGUGAUCAGUCCUGCGACUUCUACCUUUGAGCAUAACAACUGGUAAAUUUCCGCUUUUACCAAAGCCAAGAUGAUUGAAGUGGUGGCCUCCGUGGCCCGAGGGCCCGUGUUUCUGGCUGGAGAGGUUUUAGAGUGCCUCGUUACCUUCACGAAUCCGAUGUCCCACCUUUCUACUAGUGCAAGCAGUGAGAUGCUUGCAUGGGCCAGUGCUCAGAUCCACUGCCAAUUCCAUGCCAGUGAGAGCCGUGUGGCUGUGCCCUGUCAGAGCUCCAAGCAGGAUGUGCAGGUAGAGAGUGACACCGUGCUUAUCCCCAGCAGAGGGGAAAGAGGCCAGUGCAUGCUAGACACUCCACCCAAGAUUCUGUUCUGUGAUCUCCGGCUGGACCCUGGAGAGAGUAAAACUUAUUCUUACAGUGAGCUUGUUCCCAUGGAUGGACCUCCUAGUUUCCGUGGCCAGGCAGUCAAAUACGUAUACAAGUUGACAAUUGGCUGCCAGAGAGUCAACUCUCCCAUUAAGCUUCUGCGUGUUCCCUUCAGAGUGCUUGUGCUGCAUGGUAUGCCAGAGCCCCCAUUUCCACAGGAUGAGGAAGUGGCCCCCUCAAACCCUUUCCUGGAGGAGGAAGAGGGAGGGAGGAGGGACACAAGACCACUGGAACGAGCACUGGACAUGCUGAUGAUCACCACCUCACGCCGCACUCCACAUCUGUUUAAUAUCACUAACGCGCGAGGCAAGGUGGCCAAAUUCUGCAUCUUUAAGACAAUGUACAGACUAGGAGAGGACAUCAUAGGCACAUUCACCUUUUCAGAAGGAGAUAUCCCAUGUUUACAGUACUCAGUAAGCCUGCAAAGUGAGGAGGAGGUUCAUGAGCAGUACCGCAGGCGGCCAGGUCAGGCAGUCAGCGUGACCUCUCACGCUCGGCACCUGGAGUCAUGCCUGCACACAGCCUCCAGCCACUUCUCCCUGCCUGUCCCACUCAACGUUACGCCUGGCUUCAGCACCGACAUUGUGACCCUAAGAUGGCGACUACACUUCGAGUUUGUCACAGCAAGAGAGCCAGUGGAGCUUCCUACUGUUCUUCAGAACCAAUCAGAAGUCACCAUAUGGACUGGGACUGAGCAGGUAGAUGUGGACACCUUCAGUUGGGACCUACCAAUUAAAGUGCUGCCCACAAAUCCAGCGCUUGCUUCAUAUGUUUCACAGUUUACAGGGACCAAUAGCAUCAAUAUCUGAUUGGGAAGAAAGUGAGUCUGUGUAUGUAUGUGUGUGUGUGUGCGUGCAUUUUCUGAAUCUUGUUCUGGGAUUCCAGAUCAAAAGCCAGACUCUUGUUUCUGGUUGUUUUAUUUGGUUUUAUCUUUUUGCAGUGCAGUGAACAUAUGGAUAACUAGAAAGACUUGUCAACUCAUGCUAAACACUUUUACCAUUUCUCGUGUGACCUACUCAGGACCUUUUUGAAUAUUUAUUUAAUAUUUCUUUGCUAAUUUACAUCAUUUUACAUCAAAUGUCUGAGAAGCUGCUCUACUUUUUUUAUGCAAAUGUGUGCUGUACUUCAGUACGCAUUUCUCUAUGUUACAGAAUACAGUGUUGUAAAGAGAUUCCUAAAGAAAGUGUUUCGAGCUCUUGGCAAAUAAAAUACUGGAAACAUA